Desarmillaria tabescens is the source of this 198-nucleotide messenger RNA. RefSeq lists its product as uncharacterized. The transcript has a single exon. Gene Ontology annotation, biological process: regulation of transcription by RNA polymerase II. NCBI's taxonomy places the organism in Eukaryota, Fungi, Basidiomycota, Agaricomycetes, Agaricales, Physalacriaceae. Gene Ontology annotation, cellular component: chromatin. Bases 1 to 198 code for a protein of 65 amino acids. Gene Ontology annotation, molecular function: RNA polymerase II cis-regulatory region sequence-specific DNA binding; DNA-binding transcription factor activity, RNA polymerase II-specific. The record is from RefSeq and is a predicted model, not a curated record.
AUGUCUCUCCCCCGCGCAUUUGGCUGUGACAUGUGCUCCCUAUCGUUCCAUCGACAGCACGAUUUGAAACGCCACGAAAAGACCCAUUCGGGUUCGAAACCCUACACUUGCAAUGGCGGUUGCGGGAAAACCUUUACGAGAAAGGACGCGUUGAAACGUCAUCAGGUUUGGUCCUUCAUCGGCUUUUGGAUGCACUAG